AUGCUGAAAUACAAACUUGUAAAUGAAAGUAAAGUUGGUGCUCAAAUAAAUGUUACAAUCGAUGUUGAUCGAUAUAUAUUCGAUUAUCCAUGUAGUAGUAGCUCUGAUUGUACAGAUUAUGAGAUCACAUUUCCACCUGGUCUUUACAAAUUCGAACUGUAUGGUUCAUCAGGUGGCAGCCAAAACGGUAUCACCUCAUAUCGAUUUCCUAAUGGCAGCUGUAUUUCAGAAGAAAUCGUUAAUUUAUAUCGUGGAAAUACAAAAUGUCUAAGUAAAUCGAGUGUUGGUGGUGCAGGAGGAUAUAUUUCUGGUGUAAUUUACAUAAGGAAAUCAAUACUUUCGUUUGUUACAGUUGGGGGCAAAGGAAGUGUUGCCACCAAAGACUCUGAAUGCUAUGGUGAACCAAGAUGCUUCGAAAGAAAUAUUUACUCUCCAGGAGGAUAUGGAGGUGGAGGAAGUACGCCUGCACACCCUAGCAUUGGAUCAGGAGGUGGCCAAACUGCCGUAAAAUUCAUAGAAAAUGAUUUGUGGCAUCGAGUAAUUGUCGCUGGUUCUGGAGGCGGUGCUGAUAACGGUGUUGGCGAUUUUCUAGGCAAAGAUGAUGGCUCAGGAGGUUCAGGAGGCGGCUUGAUUGCACAAGGAUGGUUUGAGAAUGGUGUUUAUAAGAAUGAUUAUUUAGCAAAUUCUACUUUUGGAUUUAGUUUUGGAUAUGGAGAAGCUGCUCAGUUAUCUGGUUCAAAGAAUGUAAAUGGCGUUCAUAAAUACUCUUCUUCUAGCGACAAAUCAGGUUCCGGAAGCGGAUGGUUUGGAGGUUUUGCAAGCCAUGAUCCAAACUCUGGCUCUGGAGGAGGUUCUUCAUGGGUUUUAUCUAAAGAUGCAAUCAUUCCUCCAGGAAAAAUAAAAGCAACAGACGAUUUUUUCACACCUAUCGGAAGUCGAGAAUAUGAAUUUUCAAAAGCCGAUUUUUUAUUUACUAAUGUUAUUCAUCAAGCUGGCAUAUGGGAAGGUAACGGUCGAGUAAUUAUUAGCAUCAUUCAAUAUGAAAAAUGCCCAACAUUUAAAUACUUUUUAAAUCUUAAUUUUCUUUUGCCCAUAUAUGUGUUUUCACUUUCGAAGUAA
Messenger RNA from Trichomonas vaginalis G3, 1119 nucleotides. Its product is annotated as glycine-rich protein family. The record is from RefSeq and is a predicted model, not a curated record. The coding region runs from base 1 to 1119 and encodes 372 amino acids. NCBI's taxonomy places the organism in Eukaryota, Parabasalia, Trichomonadida, Trichomonadidae. The transcript has a single exon.